Molecule: messenger RNA, 5577 nt
Organism: Leishmania braziliensis MHOM/BR/75/M2904
Lineage: Eukaryota; Euglenozoa; Kinetoplastea; Trypanosomatida; Trypanosomatidae
Exons: 1
Source: RefSeq, a predicted model, not a curated record
AUGAUCCAAGCAUACUUGUCGGACCUGGCGCAGCACAUCAGCCUGCACCCCAGCUGUCGUGCCGAGCUGCGCCGUCAUUGGCCGGCCCCGCACUACCACAAGACACCCAAUGAUGUCUUUGAGGAAGCUGAAGAGCUACUCUGGCGCCAAUGCACUGAGGCCACUUCAGUCCCCUCCUCGACUACGGCGGUGAUUGGCGCUCAUUAUGAAAGUAAAACAAGCCGCAGUGCUGGGAUGUUCAACCCGUAUGAGACCUUCAGUCUGCACUUGAAGCGCAAGCGUAAGAAGCAAGCGAUAGCUGGUUCUCAACGCCACUUUAAGGACUUGUCUCUGGAGGAGCAGCAGCAGACGACAACAGAAACAUCGCUGUCGAAAGCGACGCGGCAGAUCAGCAGCAGCAACCUCAGCGUGAAGUCGACGAGCUCGGCACGCGUUAGUGGCGCUAUCCCGUCCACCCCCCGUACAUCUCCGCGCACGCGAUCCGGCAAUCUCGGAGGCGCAUCGGCCAUCACGGCAAAUCCGGCAGCCGCUGUGGACGCGAAGGGGAAGCGAGCAACUUUGUCAACGUCUGCAGCAAGCGAAGCCACGGCCGCAGUCAAGAAAACCAAAGGAACCAGCGCACCCGCUGCACGGCCCUCCGCGUCGGCUAGCAGCCCGGCGAAGGCCGCCACCGCCACCGUCGUCGCCGCCCCUCCUCCCCCUCCUUCUCCCGGCCCCCUCGCGAGUGUGUCCUCACAAAAACGCUCAAGCGGGGCGGCGGCGGAGGGCCCGUCGCCUCCGCUCUCCCGCGCAGCCGCAGUCACCCCCUCCAAGGCGGCGGCGGCAAAGAAAGAGUCCGCUGCAGCCCCCGUGAGCGCCGCAGAGGACUCCGGCUAUGCCAUACCGAAGCGAAACACGAGAAAACCCAAGUCAGCGGGCUGCGAUGCAAGCGAUACGAAACCGAAGAGAGCGGGCAGCAGCUCUACGGCGCCGGUCUCGCCGCGCGUUAACGCGACGACGACCUCAGGCUCUCCUAGAAGCGAGGUAUCCACUAAGAAAAAAAAGACCGCUGGCAGCUCGAGCAGCAAAGUGGGCAGCGUUGCAGCCAACAGUGACAGCGGCAGCGAGAGAAGGAACUACGUACGCGACCCGCUACACAUCCGCCUUCCGCACAACUCGCCGUACCGAGGACGACAGGCGACCGGUCGAAGCGGACAUCAUCCUGUGCACGUGACAGUUCGCUGGAGCGGGGCACGGCAGCGGCGGCAUCGCUUCCUCGCGCAGUACCCGGCCUUCGCGCGACUAGAGAGGGAGAUGCUCCUGCAGCUGCCGAUUCGCCGCGCGGCGCCGUGGGGGAGCUCAGAUGCUCAUGAGAUGGGGCUAAACGUGGUCGCGUGUGAAGAUGACAGUUACCGCAGAGUGGUGGAAAUAGUGCCGCGCCAGUGCUUCACGUCACCACGGGAGUCAGAAUCUGUGGAAGGCUCCGACGCCGCCAGAUCAACGGGUCGGUCCGCCGCACACCCGCAUCGUACCGUUGGUAACACCUCCUCUGACAACGCCCCACACGCUGACGUGCCACUGCACCUGAUGCAGCAGCUGUGCUCCAGUGACAGAGAAGCCAAUCAGACCACCACAACGGCAGCAACAGAACGACGCGCCUCAUCUUCUACCGCCAGCCGUCCCACUGCCCCCCACUCACACGCCCGCAUGCACGGCCUGAGCGAAGACGAGGAGAUUGUCUCGUGCGCUGUUACCCACAGCUCCGUCAUCAACAGCAGCAGCGGCAACGUCCUUGCGCCCCGUCUCUCCGGUCGGAAUCUGACGCUGAAGAGCUCGACGAUCCUGUCGCAGAGCACCACCCUCACGGCUGCGCGCACGUCAGCGCUCGGUAUUUCUGGCUCGGAACUGCCAACGCCAUCCAGCAUAGAGCAUUUCCCUUCCAUUUCUCACUGCGCUGCCUGCCAGCCGAACUCGAUUCUCAUCAUUCGAUCUCCUCCGCAGGACUACGUCGACGAAGCCGCGGCUUGCGGCUCCUACUACCACUCCCGCCAACUUGGCGUGGCAGAGAACGCGAACAAUUCUCGCAGGGUGAUGGGUCCUGUCAACGCCCACGGAAUUUGUGGGCUGCCGGGUGGUGUUGCCUCCGCCCACAGCCAGAGUCUCCUCCGCGUCACUUAUGUGACUGCGAACACGCACAGCAGUACACACGCGCUCUCUGCACAGCACCAAAGCCUUAAGCUCAGCACAGAUCGAGGCUCGAACCUGUCCACCCCUCAGUCCGUGAUAUCCGUCCCCUCCUGCGCCACCCCGUCUCUACAGCCGCCGCAGCAGCACAGCGGCCUCCGUGGCGUGGCCUACGGUCAGCCCCUGUACUCCCUGAACGCGAGCGGUCGCAACUUCUCUGAUCCCAUGGCAAGCGGGCACGUGUUGUCCAACUUGAACAGCCCCACACACGUAAACGCUGCCACAAAGACCCGUGGCGGCGUUGGCGAUGGUGGUGGGGCUGCGCACGCAGGUGGUGUCAUCCCUGCCUUGCAAUCGCCGCUGCCAUCUUUUCCCUCGAUGCCGCUGUUCCCGACCUCCCCCUUCUCCCCCGCGGUGACCGCGCCAAUGCUGCUGAUGCGGAGCGUAAAACGUUGCAGUUCCACUUCCACAAGCGCCGGUGGAGGUCAGGAGAAGCCGCCACCACUCAGCGUGAAAAGGGUGAUGACGCAGCGAGGUCGCUCAUUCCUUCUGCGUCAGCAACACCAACAAGAAGGCUCGAGUCAUGCGCCCCCAGGCGACUGCGCCCCUGUCGGUGUGGAGUACGGCACAGAGAUUCCGCCCCAUCCCUCACACGAGGACCCCCUCCCCCUCACGGCUGACACGGUGGCCUUCACUCCACUGGCGGUGCACAUGGCCUCCAACUUGUACAAGGACUCCAAACCUCCAAACUGGCAACUGGCGCAGGCGCUUCUCAGCUUGGCGCCGCCGCAGCCGCCGCCGCCUCCUCCUCCUCGAGCCUCGAGGCCUCUGGACGCCGCGCCGGGCGCCCCGCAACUCCUGGGAAACCAACAGGCCACUUCCGCCCAGCACCUCACAAGCGGUGGCGAAGGUGCAGACCACACACCCCGCAUCCCCGCGCAAAUACACUGGCAGUCCUCACACUUUUCGGUCAACUCGGUAGUACCCAGCGGUACUGGCGAGUCAUUUCAGUUGCUGCAGCAGCGCACCCACCCCUCUCACAUAGAAGUGACCCCCACCACUCUGUGCAGUGACGAGUGGUAUCUGCACCCUCUCAUGGGUGACGAGGGCGGCGCCAACCACAGCAGUGCCACCUACUGCAGCCACGCCUCCGUCUCGCAGGUAACGCAGCAGUAUGGGGACUCGUCCACGUCGUUCAUGCGGUGCGGCAGCGACAGCAGCCUGCCGGAGACGUCACUCUGCCCCUUGGCGUACACGCAAGCACGCCUCUACUCCACCAGCGAGAGCACGGCCUGGCGCGAGAACACCAGCAUCGCCACAGUCGCAGCGACGCCAGUCCUGUCCACAAUGUUGGCGCACGGCACCCCCACAGGGUCGUGCAUGAACUACCUCGGUAACUGCUACAGCCCCUUGUUCUUGGAGCCACAAACAUCGCUCUACCGGUCGCACCAGCACAACUUCACCAGCUUGGUGCGCUCACACCAGCGCGUAUCCAGUUGCUCUCUCGCGUCGACGUCCUUCCUCAGUCACCCGCUUGUGCGCACGCCCUCGCCAGGCCUGGCUCGUACAUCGCCCUUCGCCAACACCAUGGUGACCUCAACCGCUUCAGCACCACAGGUAUUCUGCAAGUACCAGCGGUCAGACCACCAGCGCCGCCGACACCGGCUCCUGCCACCGCUGCCGGGGAUGCGGUGCCCUGGUAUGGCUGGCAGACUCGCCUUCGACGCCUACCGCGCCGCAGUCCACAGCGGCGUCAUUACCGAAGAAGAAGAAUGCAGCUAUUACCUCAGCCAUCGUCGGUGCACCUCGGCGAGGGCGACACCAGUUGCGUCCUUGAUCAACCUGUACCGCCAGUCGGCGGCGGUGACACCGGCGCCUGGCAGUCCACUCUGCGUGGUGUCGCUGGCAGACUGCCACAUCCGCUCCCCUCUGGGCGUCACGCCCUUGAGUACAACGGAUGACGGGCACAACGCGAGGGCGCGCUGGGACGACGAGCAAGAAGAGAGCAGUGAAGUAGCGGUUGAACGUGAGGAGACCACCUCCGACACACUGCACUGCAUAUACCACAUCCCUCGCUGCUGUGAUGACCUGUACCACCGCGACGAGGAGGCGCUCGAGAUGCUCAGCAUCACGACGACCUCAUCCUGCGCCUUUGGGGCCGGUCUCGAUGGGCUCUGUUGGAAGGACUGGAUGCCAUCUUCUCCCGUAGAUGCGGGCGAAGACAUGCUGCGGGCAAUGGAGCAGGCCACCUCCACAGCAGCAGGAUCCCCGGCGUCCUCGUACGCGCGGGACUCGAGCCGCCUCUCUGCAAUCGUCCACAGCAGUAGUCGAAGGAGUCAGGACCCGCUUAGCAGCGGCCCGCUCGCAUCGCUGCCAACCCCUAGUGCGACCCCCGCUGCGGACUCCUUUUCGGCCGCCUCACCCACCAUUGCGGGCGCUGGUGCGCAGAACAGCACCAUCGCUGCGAGCAGCCGUCAAGCAUCGAGUGUGUUUGGGAACGGGGGAAGAGUGGCGCCGCGCAACUCCGAUGAUCUCGUCUGCGCCACCUGUCGUGCCCUCGACCCUGCGUUAACUGAGGGCGUAAGCAUGGACGACGCCUAUCUGCUCGCCACCUCGCCCGCCUACUGCGACGGUGGCGACAGCCCGCUACUGCAGCGCCACCACCGGCGCCAACACUCGUCCACUGGUAUGUCGUCCGAUUGCGAGAAUCACCGGAGCGCGCCGGGGAGCGGCAAACGUGCGUUCAUUGCGGAGUGGAUUGUCUCGAAGUUGCAGAAGCACAUGGAGAAAAAGAAGCAAAAGAUGCAGCGCAAGGCGCUAGAAUUUGAGGCCGCUACCACGACAGGCAAAGGCGGCACGGCGGCCGGAGUGGGCAGUACACGGAAGCCUCGCCUUGACGCCGGAUUAAAUCUGCUUUCGUCGCCUACCGGUGCGCUGCGGGGGCAUAGCGGUACGUCGAGCAUGUCCGAGCUGAGCGACAUCUGCUCGCCGUGCGGUGGCAACUCCGGCCAGCUUUCCAAGGGCUCUGCUAGCCGUCGCCAGCGGCUUGCCUACCUGGUCACGGCGUACCAGACGGAGCGCGUCAUUCACGAACAGAAGCGGCGCGAGGUGGAGGCGAACCACCGCGAGCUCGAGGCGCUUGUGCACCGCAGCCGCAUGAAGAUGACCCCAGCGGCGGCGGCGGCGGGCUACUACUACGAGGCUCAUGUAGUAACGUCCCCGUCCAUUACUCAGCCGCUCGCGCAGUCACACAGUAAACCCUUCGUCAAGGCGCCCUUGAAGCCCGCCACCACCAGCGCGGCGACGGUGGCAAAAAAGGCAGAUGCCAUCGGUGACGGCGCCACCAGAUGCAGUAACAAGUGCGCGAGUAGGACUGGGGAGCACAUUGAAGACCCGGCGAUGGAGAAGCACCCG